GGCUUAAAUGAGGUCCUUAAUGACUAUAAGGAAAAGGCAACAGGAACCCUUCCAUUCAAAGACAUUGAGGGACGUAGGCGUCUACCUGAUCCGCAGCUUGACAAUUUCCCAGUUUCCUUUCUGCCGUGGACGCCAUCACAGGUAUUGCCAAAAAUGAAUGCUAACCCAGAACCCGAUGUAAACAAUGAUUGUUUAACUCCUUUGAUGAAAGCUGCCUGCACUGGGAAUGUAGAUACUGUAAAAUUACUUAUCUCCCGUGGACAUAAUGUUAACACUCAAUCUAAAUUAGGUGAUACAGCUCUUAUUUUGGCCUGUGCUGGUGGCCAUGAAGAAGUUGUAAAAGUUUUGUUGGGAUCUGGUGCCAAUAUAAAAUUACGAAAUGAAGAUGAUCACACAGCUUUCAUGGAAACAGCUAAUUCUGGACAUGUUCAAAUUGCCAAGAUCUUGCUUGAACAUGGAGCAAACAUUAAUACUUUCACUGACGAACUAAAAAUGUCAGCUCUAACUCUCGCAUGUUAUAAAGGCCAUUUGGAUAUGGUUCAAUUUUUACUUGAAUCGGGAGUUAAUCACCCACAAAGAACUAAUGAGCUGCAAAUUGCCCUGAUGGAAGCUGCACUAGAAGGUCACGUGCAAGUAGCAAGAUCGCUUUUAAAUGCUGGUGCAAACGCUAACAUGCCAGCAGAUAGUUUCGAAACUCCUUUGACUUUGGCCGCUUGUGGAGGCCACAUUGAAUUAGCUAAGCUUCUGGUGGAAAAUGGAGCCAACAUUAAUGAAGCAAAUGAUGAAGGUUACACUCCUUUGAUGGAAGCUUCGAGGGAAGGAUACGAGGAGAUGGUUGCCUUCCUCUUGAAGCAAGGAGCCCGCGUGGGAAGCAAGAGUAAAGAAACUCAUGAAACUGCUCUCACCCUGGCUUGUUUUAAAGGCUUUUUGAAGAUAGCAAAACUUUUAUUGGAAGCCGGAGCCAAUAUUGAGUCUGGGGCUUUUACACCUUUGAUGGAAGCUACUCAAGAAGGACAUUUAGAGCUUGUUCGAUAUUUGCUCGAAUGCGAGGCUGAUGUUAAUCGUUCUCAAAUUCCUACAAGAAAUACAGCGUUAACUUACGCCUGUGAAAGAGGACGUACUGAAGUCGCUAAUCUUCUUCUUGAGUUUGGAGCUGAUUUGGAACACAAAUCUAAAGGAGGUGUAACACCUUUAAUGAAGGCAUGCGCAGGUGGUCACUUAUCUACUGUGAAGUUGCUCAUAUCUAAGGGUGCUAAUAUUAAUCAACAGACCUUUAACAACGACAGGACUCCUCUUUCCUUGGCUUGUGGCGGAGGGCAUCUUGACGUUGUAGAACUUCUACUAACAAAUUUUGCUGAUCCUUCACACAAGCUCAAGGAUAACACGACAUGCAUGCAUGCAGCUGGGAAAGGCGGACACAAACCUGUGGUUCAACUUUUGUUAAAUCAUGCUAUUAAACAGAAACUUGAAUCACAAGCCAAUCAACAGGCAGAUUUUUUUGUUUUGGAUCAAACACCAAAAGACAAUCUGGGACAAUGCGAACCAGAUAGAGAGAUUGCAGACCUGCUUCCGAGUUUUAGCAAAUCAGAACAGAAAACAUCUCUUGAAGAUAAAGCCGACCCUUUAAAAUUUAAUGAAUUUGUCGAAAACUUUGAUUUAAUUUCAGUUCAAGGAUCUGGUCCUUAAUUUCUUUUCCAGCCUUGAAUAAUCUAUAGGUUUUAAAUGAAAGACUAGAUUAAAUGACUAGUAAAUGUAUUUAUAAUAAAUCCUUACUUGGGAGGAGAGAUCCCAAAGAAUUUUUU
Belonocnema kinseyi is the source of this 1802-nucleotide messenger RNA. Its product is annotated as ankyrin repeat and KH domain-containing protein 1-like. Gene Ontology annotation, molecular function: protein binding. Gene Ontology annotation, cellular component: cytoplasm. Bases 154 to 1686 code for a protein of 510 amino acids. NCBI's taxonomy places the organism in Eukaryota, Metazoa, Arthropoda, Insecta, Hymenoptera, Cynipidae. Gene Ontology annotation, biological process: innate immune response. The transcript is spliced from 8 exons. The record is from RefSeq and is a predicted model, not a curated record.